CGCCCAGCCGCCGCCAGCGCCGGGCCCGGGACGGGCCAUGGGCCACGCGCUCUGCGCCUGCGCGCGGGGCAGCCUGAGCAUCGAGGGGCAGCGCUACCUGCUGCUGCAGCGCCUGGGGGAGGGGGGCUUCAGCUACGUGGACUUGGUGGAGGGGCUGCAGGACGGCCGUUUCUACGCCCUGAAGCGCAUCCUGUGCCAUGACAAGGAGGACCGCCAGGAAGCCCUGCACGAGGUGGAGAUGCACGGCCUCUUUGAGCACCCCAACAUCCUGCGGCUCGAGGCCCACUGCAUGGUGGAGAAGGGGCCCAAGCACGAGGCCUGGCUGCUGCUGCCCUUUCUAAGGAGAGGGACCCUGUGGAGCGAGGUGGAAGCUCUGCGAGACAAAGGCACCUUCCUGCCUGAGGAGCGGAUUGUCCCCAUUCUCCUUGGCAUCUGCCGGGGGCUGGAGGCCAUUCAUGCCAAGGGCUAUGCACACAGAGACCUGAAGCCCACCAACGUGCUGCUGGACGAUGAGGAGCAGCCCGUGCUGAUGGACCUGGGCUCCAUGAACCAGGCCUGCAUCGAGGUCAAGGGCUCCCGGGAGGCCAUGGCUUUGCAGGACUGGGCGGCCCAGCGCUGCACCAUCUCCUACCGGGCACCGGAACUCUUCACCGUGGAGAGAGACUGUGUCAUUGAUGAGCGAACAGACAUCUGGUCCCUAGGCUGCGUGCUGUACUGCAUGAUGUUUGGCGAGGGCCCCUAUGACCUCAUCUUCCAGAAAGGUGACAGCGUGGCUCUGGCAGUGCAGAACCAGCUCCGCGUGCCCGCCAGCGGAAGGUAUUCCGCUGCCCUGGAGCACCUGCUCUCCUCCAUGAUGGCAGUGAACCCUCAGGAUCGGCCCCACAUCUCCUACAUACUUGACCAGCUGGAGGGGCUGCAGGCAGCACCAAGGGGCCAGGACACCACCCGGAUCUGAGCCCUGCCCAGCUCUGUACCCCCAGGGACUGGUGUGUAGAGUGUGUAGGGGGGGGCUGUUGCCCCACCCCAGGGACAGGGUCACAGAACUGCUUUUAAAAGGGAAUUUUAGGUGAAAAGCAAACCCAGCCCUGUGGUGCUAAGUCCUGCCUGCAGUGCCGGGCUGGCACAUGCCCCACUCAUAGGAAUUCAGCCAGGACAUACGCCCUGAGCAGGAGGGUGCCCAGGACCAGCCA
Gopherus flavomarginatus (Mexican gopher tortoise) is the source of this 1190-nucleotide messenger RNA. It is a transcript of the gene STK16, whose product is annotated as serine/threonine kinase 16. Gene Ontology annotation, biological process: protein phosphorylation. The transcript is spliced from 7 exons. Gene Ontology annotation, cellular component: cytoplasm; Golgi apparatus. The record is from RefSeq and is a predicted model, not a curated record. Lineage: Eukaryota; Metazoa; Chordata; Testudines; Testudinidae. Gene Ontology annotation, molecular function: ATP binding; protein serine/threonine kinase activity. The coding region runs from base 38 to 955 and encodes 305 amino acids.